Adineta ricciae is the source of this 1305-nucleotide messenger RNA. Lineage: Eukaryota; Metazoa; Rotifera; Eurotatoria; Adinetida; Adinetidae. The record is from the annotation of a GenBank genome assembly.
AUGCUUAUGAGAAAAGGAGAAUAUGACAAUGCUCAUGAUGUGUUGAAUCGAUCUUUAAAAUUACUUGAGGAUCGUUAUUCAUCUGACAGUGUUGAAUUAGUUUCGGCUCUUAUAAACAUCGGCCACACUUUAUUCAAUCAAGACAAACUUGAUGACGCUCUUUCUGUCUAUCAACGAGCUUUAACAAUUCAACAAAAAGCGUACUCAUCUGAUCAUAUUCGGGUUUCAAAUACUUAUAUUUAUACAGGGAAUUUAUUAAAAAAGAAGAAAAAUUACGACGAAGCGCUGGAAUUGCUUCAAAAAGCAUUAACAAUCCAAGAAAGACACCUUCCACCAGACCAUUCUGGAAUCAUCUCUACUAUCGAGAUAUGUAUCGAUAUUUUCAAUAACCAGAACCGGUACGAUGAAGCAUUUGAAUAUCAACAUCGAUUGUUGAUCAUUCGACAGACCUAUCGACCAUCGGCUAACGAACAAAUUAUGUUUAGUUAUAAUCAGAUGGGCGAUAUACGAUUUGAACAAGGAAAAUAUGACGAAUCAAUGAGUUUAUAUGAUAAGUCAUUACAAAUCUAUGAAGAAUUUCGCCCAACAAAGCAUUCCAGCACGUUGAAUUGCUUAAUGAAAAACGGCAAUCUUUUGAUUGGUCAAAAUAAUUAUCAAGAUGCUGUUAAGUAUUGCUGUCGAUCUGUAGAAAUUGCACGAAAAUAUUGUUCAGAUACAUAUGAAUCUCUUCCAUUGGGUAUUAUGAACGUUGGUUUGUGUUAUAAGUCUCAACGUCAAUUCAGUGAAGCGAUAGAAGCGUAUUCUGAAGCAUUAGAUUUACUAAAAACCUAUCAACCCAAUAAUUAUGAGGAUAUUCUCUGGUGCUUAUAUGAUCUUGGUCUCACCUUUUAUCACAGUGGACCUAAGAAUUAUCGAAGAGCAAUCGAAGUUUUCCAAGAAUACCUGAUGAUUGUACAAUCGAGUUGUUCUUCAGACUAUUCAUCUCUACUUGAUGCUCUUUCCGAUCUAAGAAAAAUCCACCAGCUUCGACGUGAAUAUACGUUAGCUCUUCAAUAUGGCAUUCUGUGUUAUUCAAUACAAGAGAAGAUCCUUUCACCCACUCAUAUACAAAUUGGCAAAAGUUUAGCAAAUAUUGGUUUGUGUUAUGAAGAGCUAUUUCAAUUUAGACCGGCAUUAGAAUAUUAUCAGCGAGCAUUAAAUGUCUAUGAGGAUGAAGAAUGUUCGUCUGUUUCACCAACAGAUAUUUUCGACAUAGAACUAAAAAUUGACCGGAUUUUAACGAUACUUGCCCAAAUCGAGUUGUAA